AUGGAGGCUGCCGCCGGCGUCGUUGUCCCCGCCGGCGGAAGUGGGAGCGCGAGCAGUAGAAUUGAGAGGAACAAUGCGGUUUUGAAGGACCCGUCGUGGUUCGGUCAGUUCAGAAACGGGUCGAACCCAUGGAUGGCUAGAUAUGUCUACGCACUCAUUUUUCUUUCCGCCAAUCUCCUCGCUUGGGCUGCUCGUGAUUAUGGCCAUUCCGCUUUGACCGAGAUGGAAAGGCUGAAAGUCUGUGAUGGGAAAUCGGACUGUUUGGGAGUUGAGGGGGUUUUGAGGGUGAGCUUGGGUUGUUUCGUCUUCUUCAUUCUUAUGUUCCUUUUGACCUUGGGGACUUCCAAGCUGCAAGAUCCGAGGGACGCGUGGCAUUCUGGGUGGUGGUCGGCGAAAAUUGCCAUCUGGGUUGGAGUCACUCUGCUGGCCUUCCUUCUUCCUUCCACCAUGGUCAGGAUCUACGGGGAGAUUGCCCAUUUCGGUGCAGGAAAGCAAGGUGCUGAAACGUGGUCGUUUGUUCGCGCGCAGAUAAAUGCCGGGUUCCUGGCACCUGGACUCAUGGGGCUUGAGCCGGCAGGGGAGAUUUGUAACAGGAAGGCAGAGGCUUCCAAGAGAACAGAUUGGCUCACCAUCAUAAGCUUUGUCAUUGGACUGUUGGCGAUCGUCAUAGCCACAUUUUCGACUGGAAUCGACUCGCAGUGCUUCCAGAAGAGCGAGACGCAAGGCAGUGGGGAAAAUGAAGAAGAUGAAGUGCCGUACGGGUAUGGAUUCUUCCACUUCGUGUUCGCAACGGGAGCCAUGUACUUCGCCAUGCUGUUGAUUGGCUGGAACACCCACCACGCCAUUAAAAAGUGGACGAUUGAUGUGGGGUGGACCAGUGCGUGGGUGAGAAUAGUGAACGAAUGGCUGGCCGUUUGUGUAUAUGUAUGGAUGUUGGUUGCACCGAUAAUACUGAAGAGCAGAAGGGCAGGGGGAUCACCGCCGGUUUAG
Molecule: messenger RNA, 990 nt
Organism: Linum tenue
Lineage: Eukaryota; Viridiplantae; Streptophyta; Magnoliopsida; Malpighiales; Linaceae
Source: the annotation of a GenBank genome assembly